AUGAGACUCCAUUACACACUGUCGAUUUUUGCGGGGCUGCUGUGCCCCCCGGCAUUUGCAGCCAACAAAUCUGAUAUUCCUACCCUACCCCUGAGCACAGACUCUACGUUCAACUUCCAAUUCCUCAUUGCCCUUGGUGACACCCUCACCGGAGGGGCCGAUAUCGCGCCGGUUCUGGGAGCCGCUAAGAACAUUAAAGCUGGAGAUAUGGCCUCCUUCAGUGAACAGUUCUACAAGCUCGCCAAUCAAACCAAGGAAAGCGCAGAGAACCCCGAGAAUGCCUACGAUCCGGUCAAUGUCAGAGACACUUGGUUCUCGGCCUCCCAAUACUUCCGCCGUGCAGAUUUCUACGUCCACGAAAACUGGAGCAACCCGCUCAUCAAGAGCCUGUGGGCAGAGCAGACCGCAGCAUUCGACAAGGCAAUUUCCGCUUUGCCUGUGCCUGGAGAACGGGUGCGCAUCCCGGUGCAGGAACGCAAUUUCACCAUCGAAGCUAUCUGGUAUGGUGUGCCUGGCAGGGACGCCCGCAAGCUCCCGACUUUAGUUAUCGGAAAUGGCUUCGACGCCGCGCAGGAAGACUCCUAUCACUACUUCGUUGCGUUCGCUCUUGCACGGGGCUGGAAUUGCAUCACCUACGAAGGCCCAGGCCAAUCAACCGUGCGCCGAGAACAGGAUGUCGGUUUCAUUCCAGACUGGGAGACCGUCGUGACUCCCGUGGUAGACUAUGUGCUCUCUGAGAAAUCACACGUGGUUGACAGAACCCGCCUGGUACUUGUCGGCAAUUCCUUCGGUGGUUUACUCGCAGCCAGGGCAGCGGCUUUUGAGCCCCGUCUAUCCGCCGCUGUCUUAAUUGACGGACUUUGGGACUUCCACGCCGGAGUCAUAAUGCAACUGCCAUCUGACAUUCUGGCCUUGUACGAAGUCGGUAACUACACACAGUUCGAUCAUACGGUUCUUUCGCUGCGCCGGGCUGGAAAGCUCUCCACGAUGGCUGCCUGGGGUAUUGAUCAGGGAUUGUGGUCAUUUUAUACGCAUUCUCCCUCAGAUUUCUUCAAUCAGACUAAGCAGUAUAAACUGGAGGGGGUCGUUGAGAAGAUCCAGAUCCCGGUGUUUGUGGGGGAUGGUGAGUACGAUAACUAUUUCCCAGGCCAGGCGAGGAAAGUCAAGGAUGCACUCGGAGACAGGGCUACUCUGCAUGAGUUCCAUGGGGUUGCUGGCUACCAUUGCCAGACUGGUGCUGGACAAGAGAUGGCGCGUGCUAUGUUUGCGUGGUUGAACAAGACUCUGGGGAAAGCGUGA
Penicillium chermesinum is the source of this 1299-nucleotide messenger RNA. RefSeq names its product alpha/beta hydrolase family protein. The record is from RefSeq and is a predicted model, not a curated record. The transcript has a single exon. The coding region runs from base 1 to 1299 and encodes 432 amino acids. Lineage: Eukaryota; Fungi; Ascomycota; Eurotiomycetes; Eurotiales; Aspergillaceae.